This is a messenger RNA of Rhinocladiella mackenziei CBS 650.93, 4782 nucleotides long. RefSeq lists its product as uncharacterized. The transcript is spliced from 3 exons. Gene Ontology annotation, molecular function: protein binding. The record is from RefSeq and is a predicted model, not a curated record. Bases 1 to 4782 code for a protein of 1593 amino acids. Lineage: Eukaryota; Fungi; Ascomycota; Eurotiomycetes; Chaetothyriales; Herpotrichiellaceae.
AUGGUAGCAACAAAUACGUACAACCUUGAUAAACUGCGAGAACUGGAGCGGCGGGAAUCCCUCCCUGACUUCACCCUGCCGCCAAUACUGGCCAGACUAUCCGAAUCCGACGUACCAAACUAUGCAAGCCUCAACGACGAACAAGAAGCGGAUCAUCUGCUUUCGCUUCGUAAAGGUUCUAAAAAGCCCCUGAUUCGGACUAAGCGGCGACUCGAAAGUCAUACCUACAAGAAUGUCACGGAAAUUCUACCCGGACUGGUCCAAAAUGACGGACGACCGGGCCUCGUGCAGGCUCUCAUGAGAAAAGCAUCCAACAAAGUAGAGAACGCAGAAAGGAGACAAAUCCAGAUCGAGCAACGGGAUGCACUAUUGGGAUCGGCGGUCCGAAGAGGCAACGUUGAACUCGUCGGGCUCUUAGCUCCUACAUGUUCUCAAAAUCAACGCAAUCAAGCUCUCGGUUCGGCCAUCCGUCGCAGAAAUGAAGCCAUCAUCACGAAACUUCUCGAAUACGGGGCCGACCCCAAUAAAUGCAAGGAUCAAUUUACAGAAGCAUGCCAAAAGGGCGACGUCGCCGUUGUAUCAAUCCUGCUUCGCGCUCCUAUUCCAACGCACACGGAAAUCCUGGUAGAUGCUUUGACUCAGGCAGUUAAGAGUGGAUCUUUGCAAAUAUUGACCCUUCUCACCGGCGCUGUCGACCUCGCCAAUACCCCAGACUUGGAGGCCGUCCAUGAAGCUGUUCGCGUGGUAAGGGUGGACCUGCUUCUUAGACUUCUUCUUUGUGCGAAGUCCCUGAAUGCUCAGAAACUGGACGGCCUGGUCAAGAGAGCAUUUGAGAUGUCAAAUGCUGAUGCUGGCCUGAGGCUUCGGAUUAUUGACGCUCUCUUCUACGCAGGCGCCUCUGGCAACAACUCGGCAGCGUCCUUCGCCGAUGCAGUCGCUUCGGACCUAACGGAUUUCAUCGCCUUGUUUGCGAAGCACCAUGUUAGCAUCAACUGGGAAGAGGGUAAGGCCGUCGUCAGAGCUGCUCGUGCAGGACGCAGUGAACUCUUGAAGGCUGUUUUAGCCAGCGGCGGUCUAGCACCAGACAAUGCAUCCAGGGCAAUGAAAGCACUUCCCAGACAUGUUCCCGCAGAAGAAAGGAAACGCAUCAAUGAGAUGCUGUUGGACACUGGAGCGCACGGGUCCGCGAUCGAUCAUGAGCUCAUUCUGGCCGUCAAAGACAGCGAUGAGCGCGCCAUAGGGAUGCUCCUGCGGCGGGGUGCUUCGUUGACCCGCAACAAAGGGCACGCAUUGAUUGAGGCUAUCGAACAUGAACAGGUAGGAGUUUUGCGAACGCUUCUGACCUGGUCCGUGAACACGGAGUCCCUCCAGAAGGCAUUUCCGCAUCUUCGAAGUGCCGGGAAGGCUCCGCGGCUGGAAAUGACCAGGCUCCUGCUCGACGCAAAGGCCUCGGGGGAUUCUGUCAACGCAGCGCUGAGAGAUGCGGUCUGUGACCAGAGUGCUGACAGAGACCCUCUGCUGAUUGAUGCGCUGAUUAAAGCCGGCGCUGACCCAUCGUUCAACGAUGCAGAAAGCAUUCGGCAUGCGAUCAACAUGAAUGAUGUUAAACUGUUUAUGGAUCUUACGAAGAGUGCAACUCUAGUCUCAGAAGGCGUUUUCUCUUCGCUGACCGCUGAAAUUGUGACGCUAGAAAAUCUAGACGCCCGUUACUACAUGAUGCGACGAGCCAUCGAACAAGGUGCCCGAGUCAAGAGUAUCUCCAGAGCCCUCUGCUCGGAACUUUCCAAAGACAAAGCGGAGGUCAGAAUGAUUGAUCUUCUGGUAAAUCGUGGCAGCGCGGAGGUCGACGACGAUGGCGGGCGCGCACUGAAACUUGCUGCCGUACAACAAGAUGAUGAUAUUUUGCAGCUCGUGGCGUCGUCUCACAACCUGUCAAGCCAGACCGUUUCAAAGGGUCUUUGCGACAUGCUUCAGAGCGAAAACUUCAAUGAUGAGCAAAAGUCUUUCAGGGCAGAAAUUCUACUUUCCAAGAAGAAGUCAGACUACAUUUCGGUCAAGGCAUUUUCUACCUACGUCAAAUUUUGCACGACGGCAUUUGUGAGCGGCCGCGUGUGGCCAUUGCGGACUUUCGAAGCACUUCUCCAGGCGGGAGCUGACAUCAACAUGGCAAGUGGCGCAGUAUUCACAUCUGUCGUCGACAACGCCGCGAUUCCUUUGGCGAAGGCCAUGUUAGCAUGUGGAGUGUUGAGACAAGAAAUUGUGGACCAAGCUUUGCUGCAUUGCGUGAGGCUUCCUACCGUUGACGACAGAUCCGAGGCUAUUGGUCUGCUCAUUCAAUACCGUCCAUCGUUCCACGGCCUUUCCGACGCUCUGAUCGAAGCGAGCCAGUUACAACUGACAGGAGCUGCGAGACAACUUCUUCAACACGGAGUCUCGAUUAAUUUUCAAGAUCAUGAGGCUGCGAUACAAGUUGCCACUUCGACGGGCAAUUCAAUGCUCUUGGCGACAUUUUUGUCAUUCAAGCUAUCACACAGCUCACUCUCGGCGGCGUUCCAAGAAGCAAUCACACUCAAGGACUCAGCGUUAAGGUUCUCUUCGAUGAAAGCUAUUCUUCAGGCUGGCUUACGUGGUGAUAUUGUUGACCAGCAUUUGAUUGCCUUGGUACGGAAUGACCUCACUCCCAUCGACGAGAUUGAACUUUUACUUGACCACGAGGCGUCGGUACAUGCGCAAAAUAGCUUCAGCAUAAUCUUCGCAGCAACAUCAAGAAAUCGAGAUGUCUUGCGACUUCUUUUCACGAGAGCUGUCCUUCCAAACACUGCUGCUCGUUGUUUCCAGGCUUGUCUUGCUGCCGGACUGGUCGAACGCCAUGAAAUACGGGUUCUAAAGUUUCUUCUAGAACAAGGAGAACAAAUGGGACAGGGGGUGGACCAGGCGUUACUCGACCAAGCACUUCUAAAAUCGGUCGAAAAUCUCGGAACUGAUCCGUCCGGAGGCCUUCCUAUGGUGCAGAUGUUGGUUGAGAAAGGAGCGAGAGCUGAUCUUGGAAAUGGUGCGGUUUUAUGUCGUGCCUGCGAGAUCGGGAGAGUCGACAUCGUUUCAACAUUGCUGCUAUCGAAUCCGGGCACGUCCUCGAAAUCUAGGGCCUUACAUUACCUGGUGAAAUCCAGUGUUCCGGGUAUGGAGUUUUGCACGGCGCUCGACAUGAUCAUGGCUUCUACCUCGCCAGGCAAUCCGGGGGGAACAAGAAGUCUCUACGAGACCACCAAGCCCAACUUCGUCGAUCAUCAGCGUGAUUUUGAGUCGCCCAUCCGAGUUCUGCUCAAGGGCAGGCCCGGAGACACUCACAGCUUAAUGAAAGUCAUCGGAUAUGGCUAUAAUGUGGCGACAAAAUUCGAGAAAGACAUUCUCUACUGGGCGAUGUCGCAGCAGAAUCCUCGAAUCAAGACCGAUUGUCUGCAGAUCCUGAUCCAAAACGGAGCAAAUGUUCACUCUCGAGACCCGGCCACCGGGGACACUAUGAUUUUGAUGGCGUUGAGGACGGGACGGUCGGCAUUGGUCGACAAUCUCAUCCAAAACGGUGCGGAUGUAUCUGCCACGAACGAUAAAGGCAAUUCUCCCUUGUUGCUCGCCAGCGAAUUAGGAAAUACGGCUGCUGCCGAGAGGUUUAUUGCCACAGGCGUGAAUCUCAACGACGGAAGUCUACAUCAGGCUGCACGCAAUUUGCAGUUGAGCGUUGUCAAAUCCUUACUGCAGAAUGGCGCCGAUCCAAAUUAUCGAUCCCGCGUACACGGCGGAAGAAGCCCGCUGGGCGAGCUUUGUUUGACAGCCCAAGCAUCGGGAUCAUCCUAUCAAGUUAUGGUGGACACUCUGAGAGAACUAUGCCAAGGUGGCGCCGACUUCAAAGAACGGAUUGGCCGAAAACCCUUGAUCUGUCUUGCUCUGGACAAUUCCGACCCUGCACCAAUGGUCGAAGCGAUCAUGGCGGCAUAUCUUUCUAAACUCAUCGACGAGGACUUCAAUCUGUACGAAGAAAAUGACGUGGUGUACUCGCCCACGUACUAUGUUUUGAAAGGAAUAUUUCGUGGCCCUGCGGCGAAGUCACGGGAACUUGUAAGACUUUUGAGGACAUACGGCGCCAACAGGGAUGUCUAUUACAGUCUCAGUGGGCCACAACCUCCCAAGCCUCAGGGCAUGCCUCCUCAUAUUGCCGAAAAGGAAGCAAUCAGGAUAGCAAAGGAAGAGGAGAUUGCGGCAGAAGAGGCCGAUUAUCGGCGGAAGGUCAAUCGCCUCAUUGAGGAGGAGCAACGUCAACAGAGCAUCGAACAACAACGACACGAGCUCAAAUUGAAACACCACGAGGAGCUCGGAAUGCAAAGCAUUGGACAAGCCCGUCAGCUGAGCCGUGUUGAUCGCGAGCGACGAGAAGACGAAUACAACCAUCAACGACUUUUGAACGAUCUCAGUCGUCAACGAGAACAGGACCAACUCCGAACUCGACAGAGUGAGAGGGAUCAAGAUGAGAGACACCGACGAAAUCUGCUCAAAAUUGAAACAGCGGCAUACGGUGAACGGAUGCAAAUUGAUCUAGACAAUCGCAAACAGAUUGACUACAUUGAGCGAAAGGCAAUUGAUUACAAGGUCACAGCCGAGGAAGGGCUCGCAGAAAGGGAGCACCGGCGAAGAAUCGAGCAGCUGACACUGGCAAAAGCGGUGCCAAUCGGUCUGCCCAUGCUGAACCCAUCGCCCUCUGGAGGAGGAUUUAUCGAAGGUCCAAAGUAA